Exophiala spinifera is the source of this 375-nucleotide messenger RNA. RefSeq lists its product as uncharacterized. The coding region runs from base 1 to 375 and encodes 124 amino acids. The transcript has a single exon. The record is from RefSeq and is a predicted model, not a curated record. NCBI's taxonomy places the organism in Eukaryota, Fungi, Ascomycota, Eurotiomycetes, Chaetothyriales, Herpotrichiellaceae.
AUGGUGAUGGAUAUGCUAGAACGCGCCCUUGACGAAAACCCUGAAGUUGAUUUGCUCUCUGUUAUACCUACAUCGUAUAAGAGCCAAAUCUCUCCAGAUGCACGCCCUCUGUCAGAUAUUGCAAAGCUCAACCAGUGGACGAUACGGAGGAUGGAAAGGCAGUUUAGUCAAGAGCCCGACAGCGACUUUGCCUCAACAUUUCAAGACUUCUAUCGGAGAGAGUGGGAUCGCCGUAUGAAGUAUGUCGACUCUUCAACACUUGGGAUGAAGUCAGAACCAGAACCUCAAGAGAUUCACCUGCCACCUGCCGAUACUCUCGAGAAGCUUGAAGAUGAGGACGAAGCAACUGUGGUGUCUCCGCUCUCUGAGGGUUAG